Megalobrama amblycephala (Wuchang bream) is the source of this 4252-nucleotide messenger RNA. RefSeq names its product otoancorin (gene otoa). The transcript is spliced from 30 exons. NCBI's taxonomy places the organism in Eukaryota, Metazoa, Chordata, Actinopteri, Cypriniformes, Xenocyprididae. The record is from RefSeq and is a predicted model, not a curated record. Bases 36 to 3803 code for a protein of 1255 amino acids. Gene Ontology annotation, biological process: cell-matrix adhesion. Gene Ontology annotation, cellular component: cell surface.
CUUCAAUAUUCUGGGGUGGGAGGGGUUGAGAAGACAUGAGAGUGGAAAAUCAUGUUGUAAUGAAUCCAGUGUGCACCUGUUCAGCAGACCGUCAGCUUCAAUUAUACUUGUGUCUCAAGAUCUCAAAAUCAUCACUCACAAGCUUCAUCCGGAGAAAGAGAACAGGGAACAACGUGAUGGGGUUUUAUAGAGAGGGUUUGAUCCUCUCUCUUCUAAUCCAGUGGGCUACAGCAAUGUCCCUCGCUGGGACAACAUCAGAGAUGCCUGAUCGUAACCAGUCAACGAUAGACUUUCCGAAACUACCUGCAGACUUCAGGGAAAUGGCCAAGAAACUGAUGAUCACAUGCUCCAAGAAAGGUUACCACAUGCCUGUAAUGAACAAUUCACUGAACAGCUCAUAUGCACAGACACAAGGCCAGAUGAUGGAGAGCCCUGCCUCUAUGUUUAUGGAGCUUCUCUCCUCCCUCCCUCCAUCCUUCCCCCUUCGCUCCAAUCAGUCCAAUGAAACAGCAGAAGACCAAGCCUGGAGCAUUGCUGAAAAAUUGCAGAACUGCACCAACAUGGGCCAUAUGAUUGAGCUCAUGAGGAACACUACGGACAGCCCUCGUUGUUUCAUGAGGGCAUUCAUGGCUCCUCUUUCCUGGAUGGCCAUUAUGCAGAACGGAACAGACCUCAACAAAGAAGAUCUAACAAAGCUUCUAUGGGCGGCUAAACCUUUCUUAGAAACAAUGCCUCCAUCUAGCUUUGUUCUUCCAGCAUUUUCACAAAGCUCUCACCUGGCUGAAAUGAUGAAGGUGUUUAGUGAGGUGUUCAGCGUUCUGUCUGAAGAACAGAAGAAUGAGAUUAUAGGGUGGGUCAAAGAAAGAGUUGCACAAAAUGAAUUUAACUGCCUUCUGAAAGCACCCGCCUCCAACAAGCUGCCUUCUAAACCACAGGAGAAACCUACCAUGAAAAAUGGCCCACCACACAAGGGUGUGACAGGCGGACCAGGAGCUGAAGCGACUGACCAUCCUGCAAUGAAUGCUUCAACAGCAGUCCGUAUAUGUCCUCCUGGAUUGCUCUGGCUGAGGGCUAGGAUGUUGGCAAUAAUGGGACCUUUCCUAUCCCGACUGCCUUUAGAGGAAGUAAAGACAAUCCCUAAAAAUGAGCUUUGUGAGUUUUUCAGGACUCCAGAUUUCUCUCCAUCUUUUCAUAAUGUUAGUGGAAUGCAGCCCGCCCUGGGCCGGACACUUUUUCAACGUUUGAAACAAGAGUGUUCCAGCAGUGACAAUUUCACUCAAAACAUGGACAGAUUGGGCUCUCUGGCUUGUUUUAUUGAUGGCACACUGUCUCUGAAUCUGAAUCUAAGUAGAAAACUGCUGUCUCAGAUUGAUGCCUGUAAAAAUUCUGAAAUAGACAAGGUGAAGAGACAGUUAGUACAGAACAUUCUGGAGAAAGAUAGCGGUGCUUCCUCUCCUGAGAUGCUCCAGUCUCUGGGAUCCUCUGUGUCUGUUCUUCCCCUUUCCAUACUGUCCCGCUUCACCCCUAAGGACCUGAACAACACCCUCAGCAGCUUUAGACAGGCCAAAUGGAGCCCAGCUCAAGCUAAAACUCUGGCUCAGAAACUGUUGGAAAAUGCUACGAAUAUAAAUGGUGAGAAGCUGCUGUCUCUGGGUUCGAUGGUGAGAGGGGUAGCCAGUGCCGUCCUCAAGAAUGUGAAGGCAGAAGGUUUGCUGGGAAAUGAAGCCCUGAAAACUAUGAGUGAGAAGAUGUCCUCCCUACAAAGAACAGCAUUACUGGAAGCGUUCCGCCGUGAUGUGAACGCAUCUGAACUGGUGAAGGGGUUGCCAGAUUCUCUCCUCUCUUCUCUGUCUCUGUCCACGCUGGAGAAGGCAGACCUCAGUUCUGUGGACCAGCUUCAGGGACGUGGCUGGACUGCUGCUCAAUCAACUUUCCUUUUGAAGAAGAUUUUGGGUAAUAAGAUCAACCUUGGUGAAUUACGGAAGUUGGGUCAGGCUGUACAAGGUGUCACCUGUGAAAUGAUUGAAAAAAUCAAUCGAACUGAUGCUUUGGAUAUGGCACAGACACUUAACAAAUCCUGCAUCUGGCUCUCCAGGGUUCAGAUUCGCUGUGCAGCUCAAAAACUCUUUGCAAGUCUGGAGGAACAGAGACCAGGAUAUUUCAGUGACAUUAAAAACUCUGAGCUCCAGGCCAUCCCAGCUCUGCUGCUCAUCCAUCUACCAGUGGAGAAGAUUCAAAACCUGUCAGAUGCUGUGUGUCCUGCUUUCAUGGAGAAGAUGAAGCAAGUCAACCUGUCCUCUCUGCCAAACAGUUCUCCAGCACGCUACGCACUUACCAAAAGAGCGAUCGGCUGCCUGAAGGGGAAUGUGUCUGAUCUGUCUGCAGCAGAGGUUUUGACUCUAGGUCCUCUGGUGUGUGAGUUAGACCCAGCCUGGAUCUCCUCUCUGAACUCUGCGGCUCUGAACUCCACCCUGCAGGCUCUCGCGUCCUGUCAGUUUAUCCAACAACAGCACAGAGAGAAUCUGUUCAGACUGCUUACGGGCACAUACGGGGACCCUGCUUACUGGUCAGAGGAAGACACGAGGGCACUUGGUCCUCUUUUGUUGCUUAAUGACACUGCUGUUGAAAAGCUGCCAUCCAAAAGCUGGCUGAAGUCAUAUCUGUCAGAUCUGAUGGAUAGUUUGCCCAGUCAGCCUGUGGUUCCUCCUCCAAAGGAAUUCCGCUCUUGGCUUGAUCUCUCUGCGCUUCGCCGCAAACUUUUUGAGCUCAAAACAAGUAGCACAUUACAAAGUCGCAGGAAGCGUGAAGUGGGGUCUACUCUAGAGCCUACACUCAUUUAUAUUGAGGACCUAAAACAGGGGAAUGUAUACUGGACUCCCCUCCAGUUCAGUAAAAUGACCACGCUGACUUUCAAAGAUGCCGUGCCAACAUUAGGAGAGAUAAACAACUACAGCACAGAACAACUGGCUGCACUCAGAACAAAAACUUUGGAGGCAUGGGGUAGUGUAACCAUGUUGAAUGAGUCCCAGAUUACUCAACUGGGCUGCAUCUGCCAGAGUUUCAGUGUUGAAGAGUUGGGCAACCUCAGCAUUGCCUCAGUGGACACUCUGGAAACACUGUCUGCCUGCAACUUUAUCCAGACACAGAGGACAGCAGUCUGGCAGGCCUUUGAAAGGGUGUCUGGAAUCAGCGUGGCUGGACUAGGACGUCUGGAGAUGGCGGGACUGGGUCAGUUUAUCUGUGGUCUACAACCUACCCAGAUUGAUCAGCUCAAUUCCACUAGCUUCAGAGACGCAAUAGAGGCAGUGGGUCGUGUUUCUUGUCCUCUGAACAUUAGUGAUCGUCUUAAGGAAAAGGCAGUGGCUGUGUUUGGAAAGCCAGAAACCUGGACUGAAGCUCAAGUUAGUGUAAUGGGCAACAUCAUUGCUGGUCUAAGCGCUGUUGAGCUGGGACGUCUAAAUUCAACCAUCUUGCCAUUCAUUCAACCAUCCGCCAUCCCUCUCAUACCUUCUGAUCGCUUAGCUGCACUGUCGGUCAGCCAGUUGAAGGCUUUGGGUCCUGAUAAUGCUGCCAUGGUAACAGAGGCACAGCGCGCGGGACUGAGAGCCGAUCAAAGGGCUGCACUGGAUGAAGCCGUGGGACUGAAAACAGCACGUGCUGAAGUGUCCACUGGAUCCUCCAGUACAAGCUCCAGUGGAUCAGCCCCACUGCCACUAAAAGGAGGCGCAGCGGUCGAGAGCAUGACAGGAUGUGUCCUCUUCAUGCAGGCCAUCAUGUUGAUGUUACUUAGAUAUAUUCUCUAAGAAGAAGAAGGUUCAAAGGUCACAGGAUGGCAUGUUUUAGAUGGCAGAUUUGCAUGUUGAUGUAUGAUCAUGUAAACCUGUAGAAUAGUAUCUGGCCAUUUAAGAAUGACUAUAUUUAAAACUUAGCCACAACUUAGUGAUUAGACUAAAGCCAACGAUAAUAUGAUGAGGCUGAGGUUUGAUAAGGCGGGUCUAUCCCAUUAAAUGUAUUUUAGAGAGAAACUAUAUUUGAUAAUUCCGCUGUUUAGAUCUUUUCAAAUGCUGAUUUAUUAUUCUAUGAGAGAUAUUAUAUACUGUGCACACUUCAUUAAUAUAUCCAAGGUGUAGUUUUGUUAUCAAUUUAUUUAAUUCCAGUUAAAUGUUUGUAUUAAAAGUUGUGUUCUUUGGUAACAGAAUUUAAAUAAUUUAUACCCCAACAUGAGGCUAAUAAAGGUAUGUCUGUAAAGAGA